Molecule: messenger RNA, 153 nt
Organism: Sphenostylis stenocarpa
Lineage: Eukaryota; Viridiplantae; Streptophyta; Magnoliopsida; Fabales; Fabaceae
Source: the annotation of a GenBank genome assembly
AUGGGGUCACGCACCCACCCACAACAAACUCUAGUUACACCUUGUCGUUUAAUGCAAGAUUAUUUGCUGAAAAAGAUGGAUGAACAGGUGUAUGCGGUGAACAGACAUGCCUCUUGGACCAUUAAAUAUGAGGCCUACAACUACCGCGCUUGA